Molecule: messenger RNA, 1951 nt
Organism: Xenia sp. Carnegie-2017
Lineage: Eukaryota; Metazoa; Cnidaria; Anthozoa; Malacalcyonacea; Xeniidae
Product: COP9 signalosome complex subunit 6-like
Exons: 11
Coding region: 27-950 (307 amino acids)
Biological process (GO): protein deneddylation
Cellular component (GO): COP9 signalosome
Molecular function (GO): protein binding; metallopeptidase activity
Source: RefSeq, a predicted model, not a curated record
GGAAGCACUGUGUACACAUUCUCAAGAUGGCGGGUAAAGAGAAUGUAAUUAUGUCAUCUGUUGGAAAUUCUGGCAGCGUUUGUAUUCAACUUCAUCCUCUUGUUGUCAUGAAUAUAUCAGAUCAAUAUACAAGAAUAAGAGCUCAAGCAAAUGGUGGCAAUCCACAGAUAUUUGGUGCAUUACUUGGAACUCAGGAAGGACGAAACAUGGAAAUACUAAAUUCCUUUGAAUUGCAGUUUGAUGUAAUAGAUAAUGAUGUGAUUAUCAACACAGAAUAUUAUCACACUAAGGCAGAACAAUUUUCACAAGUUUUUAAAGAUUUAGAUUUUCUUGGAUGGUAUACAACAGGAAAUAUUGCUAAUGAAACAGAUCUUAAAGUUCAUCAACAAAUGUGUCAAAUCAACGAGAGUCCUGUUUUAUUGAAACUUAAUCCUGUUGCUGCAAGAACAAAUGAGCUUCCGAUCAACAUGUAUGAGUCAGUUAUUGAUGUUGAAGAUGGCAAGACACGGAUGUUGUUUAUUGAGCUCCCUUUUACCUUAGCAACAGAAGAAGCAGAAAGAAUUGGUGUUGAUCAUGUUGCCAAGAUAUCUUCAUCAGGGGUUGUUGAAGGAUCUGCCUCUGAACAUUUAUUAUCUAUUUACAAUUCAAUAAAGAUGUUGUAUUCACGCAUUAAAAUAAUUGUGGAUUAUACUAAGGCUGUUCAAGAAGGUGAACUAGAAGCUAACCACGAGGUGAUGAGAGAUAUUCUUAGUCUUACUCAACGUCUUCCUGUCAUGACAAAUGACUUGUUUAAAGAAGACUUCUUUAAUCAAUGUAAUGAUGUUGUUUUAAUGUCUUAUCUUGCAACGAUAACGAAGGGAUGUAAUACAAUGAAUGAGUUAAUAAUGAAAUUUAAUGUGGUAUAUGAUCGUCAUGGUGUGGGUCGUCGAAUUAGAGGUUUGUUCUUUUAGAGAUGGCUUUGAUGGUGGAUUUUAGGAACAACUGCUUCAAAUGCUGACUCAUUUUAACAUGACAAACAAACACCCACUCACACAUAUAAACAUUAAAAUUUUAAUUCUAACAUAAAUAUUGUUUCUAUGUUAUCUUCUCAAAAUGAUUAUGAUUUCAAAGUGAUGAAAAUAUUUGAGCAAAGCAUUGAAGAUUUUAUAAGUGUUGUAAAAAUUUGGACAUUGGUUAAACUUAUGUCUUAUGGAUAAACGAUAAUGUUGUCAUAUUCGUUUUUAAAAUUGCUUACGUCUUCAAAUUAUCCAAAGCUGCUUACGUGGUACUAAAAUUGAUAUGAUAACUAUACCAUUACAUAAAUGAAAAUACCUAUAAAUGAAAGUAUUAAAAAGUGGCUCAAAUCUUAAACAUGCAGUUUGUCAGCAGCGAUAUGUUCUUAAUUCAAACUUUCAAUAGAUUACUUUGCGUUUACAAUGCAAGUAUUUAUAGUGGUAUUUUUAAGUAUUUUGCCUUUGACAAUUGGUAAUUUAUAUUACUCGCUUCACCUCGAUGAUGAUGUUGAAUGUCCUGAAAGAUACGAUGACUGCAACGAUGUUCAUAAAAUGGAUGUUAAGUCGUGUUUUGAUGAAUGCUUUAGUGACCUUAACAAUAACUGACCCAGAGACUCUCUGCAAUGGCUCCUUGAUCAAAAGAAUAGUGGUGAUUAGGGAAAAACAAAAAUGGCAAGAAAUAAUUCUUGUCUUAUUUGCGGAAGUUUUGUUCGGGGCAAGCAGUCACUGCCCUCCUUUUCAUGAGAAAAAGACAGCCGAGCAUUUUUUGUGCUCAUCGACGCCAUCAUGAAGUUAAUGAGGAAAGCAAACCUUUCCCUGAGAUUGUAUGGCGCUUAUUUAUUGAUCUAUAAUUUAUCGUUAAACGUGUCAAAAAAGAUGAAAAAAUAGUAUAUUAUAUAAAUAGCUUAUUUAUGAACGUAUUUGGUACGUAUGAAUGAAUUAUCAAUUUUUGUGAAUAA